AUGUUUACCAGCCGAUUUCGACCCACCGCCUCCAUCUUUUGUCACGCAAGACAAUGGACUCAACCCAAGAGACAAUUCAUGCAUGCACAAGCCUUGAUUCCCUUUGUUGUCGAGCAAACGGGACGUGGUGAAAGGUCAUAUGACAUUUUCUCAAGAUUGUUGAAAGAGCGUAUCAUUUGUUUGAAUGGUCAGGUGGAUGAUAAUGUUGCAGCAGUGAUCGUGGCACAGCUCCUUUUCCUAGAGGCCGAGAACCCCGAGAAGCCCAUUAGUCUCUACAUCAAUUCACCUGGUGGUAGUGUCACCGCUGGUAUGGCCAUUUAUGAUACAAUGCAGUAUAUUCGGUCGCCUGUAUCCACUUUGUGCAACGGUCAAGCAUGCUCGAUGGGAUCCUUAUUGCUAGCAGCAGGUGAACCGGGCAAACGUUAUGCAUUGCCGAAUUCGUCUAUCAUGAUCCACCAACCUUCAGGGGGCGCUGCUGGUCAAGCAUCCGAUAUUGCCAUCCAUGCACGUGAAAUCUUGCGUGUUCGUGAACGUCUCAAUAGGAUAUUCCAAAAGCAUACGGGCAUACGUGAUCUUGAAGCAAUUGAAAAAAUGAUGGAACGCGACUAUUUCAUGACGGCGGAGGAAGCAAUGAAUUUUGGUUUGGUGGAUAAGGUUCUUGAGAAACGAACAGAGGACACAACGAAAAAGGAUUGA
Messenger RNA from Lichtheimia ornata, 696 nucleotides. Its product is annotated as ATP-dependent Clp protease proteolytic subunit. Lineage: Eukaryota; Fungi; Mucoromycota; Mucoromycetes; Mucorales; Lichtheimiaceae. Gene Ontology annotation, biological process: protein quality control for misfolded or incompletely synthesized proteins. The record is from RefSeq and is a predicted model, not a curated record. The transcript is spliced from 7 exons. Gene Ontology annotation, molecular function: ATP-dependent peptidase activity; serine-type endopeptidase activity; ATPase binding. Gene Ontology annotation, cellular component: endopeptidase Clp complex. The coding region runs from base 1 to 696 and encodes 231 amino acids.